Gekko japonicus is the source of this 1849-nucleotide messenger RNA. It is a transcript of the gene TSEN34, whose product is annotated as tRNA splicing endonuclease subunit 34. Gene Ontology annotation, biological process: tRNA-type intron splice site recognition and cleavage; tRNA splicing, via endonucleolytic cleavage and ligation. Gene Ontology annotation, molecular function: nucleic acid binding; tRNA-intron lyase activity. Gene Ontology annotation, cellular component: tRNA-intron endonuclease complex. The record is from RefSeq and is a predicted model, not a curated record. The transcript has 5 exons. Lineage: Eukaryota; Metazoa; Chordata; Lepidosauria; Squamata; Gekkonidae. The coding region runs from base 117 to 977 and encodes 286 amino acids.
CCGUGGGUGGGUUUCCUUCUCCCCUCUCCCGUCCUCCUCCAUUGCACCACCAGGGCAGCCAUUGGCGCUUCUUGCAUUAUCUAUUGGUCAAGAGAAAGACACAUACAGGCCUUGUUAUGAUCCAAAUCCACAUCCUGGAGGGAAAGGCUUUUGUGUGGAAUUCCGGUGAUGCACAGCGUAUCCGGGAAGAACACCGCAUCGUCGGCACGCUGGUUGGGGCGCUGCCUCGGAAGCCGCGGCAGAACAUGCGGCUGGGCCUUCCCCUCCAGUUGCUCCCAGAGGAGGCCCGACUGUUGGCAGAGAAGGGUGUGGCAACCUUUCUUAAAACCCCGACUUCUCAGCCCUUGGCAGAUGAUGCAGGCCAGGAUCCCUCCCUCUUGGAGGCAGUGGCUGCCUACCAAAAGGAGCAAGAGGAGAGCUAUCGGGAGCAGGUCAGGCUUGCUGGCGAACAAAGGCAGGCCCUGAUGGGCACACUGGCUGAACACAUAGCGCAGGGCCGGGCAAAGAAACGGCAGCAGAAAGGGGAAGAAGCAGAGCCUCCAUCAAAACCUGCAGACUCGGAACCUAGUUUUGUGUUUCCCCGGGAAGCGAUGAUGGUCCAACUCCCAACAGAGCGGACCCAACGGGGACAGGAAGAAAAGGUGGACUGGCGUUUGCCCUCCAAAGAGUGGCCAUACAGUGGACAACCAGAGCAUGAGAUGCGCUACCAUGUUUUCCAGAACCUUUGGGAACGAGGCUACUAUAUCACCAGUGGGAGCAAAUUUGGGGGCGACUUCCUUGUUUAUCCAGGUGACCCGAUGAGGUUCCACGCCCAUUAUAUCGCCCUCUGUGUGCCUCAAGAUGCACCCCUCUCCUUAUGUGACAUCAUCAGCGUAGGACGGCUUGGCACCAACGUCAAGAAGACUGUUCUUCUCUGCUCCGUGGACCAGGACGGGACUGUAGCGUACACAUCCUUGCAGUGGAGUGGGAUGCAGUGAGAACGGACCGACCGUUGUUAAUGUGGGCUGAUAACACUGCUGAGCUCUCGGUGUGCCAUUCCGGCAACAGUGAGGGAUUGGCAUUCCUUGGCGAAGGCUGCCCUAAGCCACCUUGCUCACAGUGGCCUUUGUCAACAUUUUAAUUGCAUAAACAGUUGCAACAGUUCUUAGAAGGGUACUCUAAACCCCUUCUAGGGGCAGCUGCAGGGCGUGGGAUGGGAGUGCUCCAUGUCUAGAAAGGGACAGAUUGUUAAUUUCUACCAGGCUGCCAUUGACAGCCUCAGCCACAGCAUGAAAGUAACAUCUUUUAUUUAGCCCUGUCUUUUGCCUGCUCAGAAAUAGGAAGGGACCAGAGCUGAGUGGGUAGGGGAUAUGAUUUAGAAACAAAAGAAGUUCUUGCUUUAUGUGGCCAACAGCAGCUCUCAUCUCUAUGAUGCAAAUGUGGGGUAUCAGACAAGCGCCUCUGCCAGCAGUCUGGAUUGCCCAGCAAGACAGAUGCUUCUUGAGCCGGUAGUGGGCCAGGCCUGCAGUUAGCUAAGCAGCUCAGAAUGUGCACAGAGCCAAGCAAAGAGUCCAGCAGUGGAAGGGACUGAGCUCAGGGCGUUAACGUUCUUUACAAAUAAUUUAUUUGAUUAAAUGCAAAUGCAGUUAUUUUCCUGUUCUGGCUUGUUCUUGGGACUUAAGUUUGGAGGGAUCCAGCCAAAUGGAGCUUCCCUCCGCUCGAGGAGACUCUGGGUGUAUUCUGAGCUGGGCCUCUUCUUUCCUCAUGCUGGAACAGUAGCAUCUAAAUGAUUGAUUUGUUGGAUUUAGUCAUUGGGGGUGGAAUUUUACCCCCAGCCCGGGUAAAACAGGCUUUCUGUCUUGGCACAGAA